UGCGCACGGCGCGCCCGCUGCCGGUUGGUGCCGGCGCUCCGCAGUGGGGGAGCGGCGGGCGCGGAGCCGCGGCCAGUCCCGGUGCCAGCCCAGUGCCAGCCCCGGGCGCAGCCAUGUCCGUGGUGGGCAUCGACCUCGGCUUCCUCAACUGCUACAUCGGCGUGGCGCGGAGCGGCGGCAUCGAGACCAUCGCCAACGAGUACAGCGACCGCUGCACGCCAGCAUGUAUAUCUUUAGGAUCCAAGACCCGAGCCAUUGGGAAUGCAGCAAAGAGCCAGAUCGUCACAAACGUAAAAAAUGCAGUACAUGGCUUCAAGAAACUGCAUGGAAGAGCGUUUGAAGAUCCUUACAUCCAGGCUGAGAGGGCCAAACUUCCCUAUGAACUUCAGAAGAUGCCAAAUGGCUCCGUAGGAGUAAAGGUGAGGUACCUGGAUGAAGAGAGACUGUUUGCAGUGGAACAGAUCACAGGAAUGCUGCUGGCCAAGCUGAAGGAGACUUCGGAAAGUGCUUUGAAGAAACCAGUGGCUGACUGUGUGAUUUCAGUCCCCAGUUUCUUCACUGAUGCUGAAAGGAGGUCUGUAAUGGCAGCUGCACAGAUUGCAGGAUUAAAUUGUCUGAAGCUGAUGAAUGAAACUACAGCAGUUGCAUUAGCCUAUGGAAUAUACAAGCAAGAUCUGCCAGCCUUGGAAGAGAAGCCAAGAAAUGUGGUCUUUGUAGAUAUGGGGCAUUCUGCAUAUCAAGUUUCCAUCUGUGCUUUUAACAAGGGAAAACUGAAGGUCUUGGCCACUACCUUUGACCCUUUCGUAGGUGGCAGGAAUUUUGAUGAGGCUUUGGUAGAUUACUUCUCUGAAGAAUUUAGGACAAAAUACAAACUGAAUGUAAAAGAGAAUCCCCGAGCACUGCUGCGAUUGUAUCAGGAAUGUGAGAAGCUCAAGAAGCUGAUGAGUGCGAAUGCAUCUGACCUUCCCCUCAAUAUCGAGUGCUUCAUGAAUGACCUGGAUGUCUCCAGUAAGAUGAACAGAGCUCAGUUCGAGCAGCUGUGUGCUGCCCUUCUGGCCAGAGUGGAGCCUCCUCUAAGAGCAGCCAUGGAUCAAGCCAAACUUCAGCGUGAAGAUAUCUACAGUAUAGAAAUAGUAGGUGGGGCUACUAGAAUUCCAUCAGUGAAGGAACAGAUCUCUAACUUUUUCUGUAAAGAGAUAAGCACCACGCUAAAUGCUGAUGAAGCUGUUGCAAGAGGCUGUGCCUUGCAGUGUGCAAUUCUUUCUCCAGCUUUUAAAGUACGUGAGUUUUCCAUCACAGAUGUUGUUCCUUACUCUAUAACAUUGAGAUGGAAAUCAUCUUACGAAGAAGGAACAGGGGAGUGCGAAGUCUUCAGUAAGAACCACGCUGCUCCAUUCUCAAAAGUAAUUACCUUCCACAAGAAAGAGCCUUUUGACUUGGAAGCUUAUUAUACCCAUCCACAUGAAGUGCCUUAUCCUGAUUCCAGAAUAGGGCGUUUCACUAUUCAGAACGUUGGUCCCCAGCACGACGGUGACAACUCCAAGGUGAAGGUGAAAGUGCGCGUCAACAUCCACGGGCUGUUCAGCGUGGCCAGCGCGUCCAUCAUAGAGAAGCAGAGCCUUGAGGGGGAUCACAACGACACCCCCAUGGACACCGAGUCAGCAAGUAAGAACCAAGGCAGAGAUGAGGAGCUGGAUAAAAUGCAGGUUGAUCAAGAGGAAGGUGUGCAGAAAAGUCAAGCUGAACAACAGAACCAAGCAGAUGAGGAAACUGAAAAUGCCGGAACUGAAACAAAGGCUACCUUUGGAGAAAAGCAAGAUAAUCCCUCCCAGCCAAAGUCUAAAACCAAAGUGAAGAGUAUUGACCUCCCAAUACAGGCAAGCCUCUGUAGGCAGCUGGGACAAGAUCUGAUUAAUUCCUAUAUAGAAAAUGAGGGGAAGAUGAUGAUGCAAGACAAACUUGAGAAGGAGCGAAAUGAUGCGAAGAAUGCUGUUGAAGAAUAUGUGUAUGAAUUCAGAGACAAGCUGUGUGGAGCCUUUGAGAAAUUUAUCACUGAAGAAGACUCAAACAAGCUGACCUUGAUGUUGGAGGACACAGAAAACUGGCUUUAUGAGGAUGGAGAGGACCAGCCAAAACAAGUAUACAUGGAUAAGCUUCAGGAAUUAAAGAAAUUUGGACAGCCUAUCCAGGAAAGAUGCAUGGAACAUGAAGAGAGGCCAAAAGUUCUAAAUGAUCUGGGAAAGAAGAUUCAGCUCCUUAUGAAAGCAGUAGAAGCAUACAAAAAUAAGGAUGAAAAAUAUGACCACCUAGAUCCUGCUGAGAUGGAGAAAGUUGAAAAAUACAUUAAUGAGGCUAUGAAUUGGUUGAACAGCAAAAUGAAUGCCCAGAACAAGCUCAGUCUAACUCAGGAUCCAGUUGUCAAAGUGGCAGAAAUACUAGCAAAAUCUAAGGAAUUGGAUAGCUUCUGUAAUCCCAUUCUGUCCAAGCCCAAGCCGAAGAUAGAACCUCCUAGUGACGGGCAGGCCAAAGCUAACGGGGAGCACAACGGGCCAGUGAACGGACAGAGCGCUGCUGAAACAAAACCCGAACCAGCCAAGGACAACCCUCAGCAGACCAAACCCCUCGGAGAAAUGGAAGUGGACUAAACCUUGCAUUUCUUUUACUUCAUUAAAAUAGUGCAAGUAACCACAGGGUCCAUUCUUUUUGUCUGGUACACACCUCAGAUGUUCAGUUAUUCUUAGCCAAACUUCUGUCAUUUGUUGCUGAGUAGUUUUGAAAGUGUUUUAUAUUAAGUACACCUCUGAUGUUCAUUUCCACUGAUGCUGCUUAUGUGGAGCUUUAGCCAAAUGUAGAUUGUAUAAGUCAGUUGAAGCUUUCCCAAUAUAUUUUAUAUCAAACAUACAGAAUUGAUAUAUAAAUGGCAACAAUCUACCUUAUUUAAAGCUUUUAUUGUGGAUAAACCUCAGCUCCUUUAUUCAGGAAAGGAUACUGUAUUGCACUACUGAUGCUCAAGUGUAGAUCUAAUUGCAUCUUUAUUUUGGAAAAAAUAUUGGAAUUGAAGUGGCAAAACCUGUCACUUGAAGCACUGACCUUUUCUAGUUAUUGUAUUGUUAUAAUUUAAAUAUUAAAAUAGAGGUUAGUUGGCAUACCGGUCCCAUCUUGUUGAUGUACCAUGAGAAUUGUGCAGUCUUUUUCAUAGGAACUGAAUAAUACGAGCUUAAGCGUUUUUUGGGUUCCCAUACCACUGCCAGUCUUCACUGCAAACUGCUCCAGCACUGUGGCUCUGCUGUGUGCUGGAAUCCCUGGUCUCUGCACAUUGCUGUACAUACCCUACUGAGCUUAGGACAGCGUGAUGCUGGUGAGAACAGGAUGAAAGAGGAGACCAUUCAAGGCCUGCUGCAUAGCUUUCCCUUGAAAAUGCACAUGGAACUAUUUCUGUUUCUUUUGUUUUGAAUUCAGUUUACAUCUGAUUGUAUCUCAUCCAGGGGAGGGGAAACAACAGAAACCGUGCUGUGCAACCUGGGUAUCACCACCCUGAUUUUGAGGUGGCUUAAAUGCUGUUUGGUGCAAACUUGAAAGAAAUGUUCAGAGUUUAUUUAAGCCUUGAUGCUCAGCACAUAAUUUUUUUGGUCAAGGACCAAAACAAAAGAACUUCAAAACUGGAUAUUAGUACCCCAAAGGUGGAAUCUACCUGAUGAACUUGCAUAGCUUACACUUAGCUUUGGUCAUUUAGCUUUCUAAUGAAAGUGUCUACAAUAUAUUACACAGUAGAAUCACUGUUUUCUUUGAUAAGUCUUAAACGUUGUCAAGGUCCAGUCUAUGUCCCAGAUAUAUUCCAAAUGCUUCUGUCAGUCACUGAAGUGCUGCAGCACUUGCUAAAGCCAGUCACUAUUGACUUCAAACAACUCUUCUGUUACCAGAGUGGGAAUGAGCUACUCUAACUAUGAAAAGUGGUUUCUUUACCUAACAUAAGAAACUAAAAUAAGUUGCAGUGAUUUGAACUCUGUCCCAGAAACAAAUUCAGAUGUUAACCAGGCACUCCUACAGCAGCUCUCCCAUAGGAGGUUGUUGCUACUGUAAAGAAGUGAAGAACCACAAUCUUGUUUCUGCCUUUGGCAGCCAUUUUAUCUUCAGCUGUGCCCUUCAUCUUCUACCACUGUUAAUGCUACAGGAAGUAACUCAUGACCCCUGGGAGAGGUGGAUUCAACUCUCCCAUAUUUUUACAGAAAAAGGAAGCAUCAUUGAUGCCUGUAUAUAAAUCUGCCAGACUAGUUACAAGUGCUGGAAUUGCAUCUUCAUGACUGCCAUGAGGUGACCAAGAUGAAUGAACUUUGCUCUUGUUCCUGUUCCUCUUCAUGCAAUCAGUGUGGAUGGUCUGACACUAAGUUUACGUGUUGAACAAAAACUGAGUGACUUUGAGGAGAGCUGUUCUGCAGCUCCUCUGCAACCUCAGUCUUGAGUUCCACCAUGGUAGUCGCACCUCUGGUGCUGAGGGGUGACUGUACUGCAGCAUCAGCUGUCCUUUCAGUCAGGCUGGGCUGGCUUUGGUCUCGUAGGCUUUAACACCAUUUCUAUCCUGAUGGCUUUUACCACAGCAGUGUAAUGAGCAGCAUUCUCAAGUACUGGCUUCCUAAAAUCCAGCUACACAAUAAUUUGUCUAGGUAGACUUCUUGGAACCUGUGGCAGAAGAGCACAAAACUGCAGAAAUCUCCAGUGUCAGCUCUCCAGUAGCUAAAGGGUCAUGUGCAAGAACAGUGUCCUCUGCUCAUGGCCAUCAGAUGCUUAAUACAACAUCACAGAUGUUUGAGGCAAUGCUUAGGAUAAAGGCUAGAAUAAUUCUGCACGCUUAAAAGCAGAUAUCGUUCAGACUAAGAGUUGUAAUCAAAUUUUCUUACUAGAAUAGGUUUGGUUUUUUUUACUGUGCCUCUGGUCUGUCUCUAGAUCCCUGCUGAAGAGGAUUGCUGCCCACAGAAGCUGGCUCUGAGGUCCAUGUUAGGAAUCCCAUUUGGGAUGGCAGAGUUGAUCUUUCCACAGUGAGGUUCACAUUAAUAUAUGAUUUGCUCCUAUGUAAUCUGUUUCCUGUUACAAAGAGGAGAUUUUACCAGGACAGAUUUAAGUACUUACACACUAUGCACAACUUGAGGUUUUGUGUGUCAGACUCAAUGAGAAAGGACCCUCUGCCUCCCCUGACAGCACCAGAGUGUUUUUGCAACAAAAAGUUUUGGUAGGGAACCAGCAGCAGUGUACUGCUCUGCAUCUUAUAUUAUAACAGUAGGUAUUUGUUGAUAAUGUCUUACUUUAUGCUGAUGUCAAGAUACAUUUCUAGUAUUUGAAAACGCUCCCUCUGUCCCACAAAAAGAAAAAAAAGGAAGCAACACUAGCCUUGUAAAGGCAGUAGAGUUUGUUUAAAAAACAAAAGUUUUGUAAAUCAGGUUCAGAAGUGUUACAUAUUUUGUUUUAAUUUUCUUGACUAAACUAAGUUUAGUUCAGAACUGAUUCAUUAGUUCCUUUCCACUUUUUUUAUUACAGUACUUUAGACUCCAGGGAGUUUCUUCAAACUUCAAAUGUAACAUAAACAGAUUCGUAACACUCAAGUUAGGGUUUUAUGCACUUCUUUCUUGAAGCUGCUGCUUCAUGACAAAACACCCCUUGAUUUUGAGUGAAGGAUUUGAUUUUGCAUGUCUGAAUUUGAAGGAAGACUCCUCUCUCUUGCUAGCUUCUGGCAAUGUCCUUGCACUGCUUAAAUACUGCCUUUGGGGCAUGCUUGCAGAACAGUAAGCAGCUGGUCCUGAAUGCUCGGAGAGGCAGCUGGGAAACACCCAACCUGUAUUCCACAACCUGUAUUCCCUCCCAAGGCCACAGGGCAGAGCGAGGGGGAAGAUGCCCUGGCUCUGGCACAGCAGCACAGGAAGGGCAGUGCAGUGUCUGCAGUCUAGCUCUGGAGUUCUGGACACCUUGGGGUGUGUGGGAUGGAGGUUUUGCUUCCUCCACCUACAAGUGGAAGCUGUUAAGGUAAAGCAUCCAAUCGCUGUGUUGAUGAGAUAUUUCUUUGUAUCUUCAACAUUUGAAAUUCCUUAGUAUUUUACAACAUCUCUGUGUGCUGAACGCCAAUCUCUCCUACAGAUUGCUAAUGACAGUUCUCAAAUGCUCCAUAUUUAAUUCUGGGUUUUCCUGUAACGAUUAUGUGAAUGUAAUUUCAGGAAACAAGCAAGGAGCUGUCAGAAGGGUUUCCUUCCCAAUUAUUUUUUGACACCAGUGUGAAAAAUUAACAGCCUUAACAAAAUGUGGAAUCUACACUUGCCAGAGCUCUGGUUUUCCAUGCCUCUCAGUUAACCAAUGCUGCAUCUAAAACAUGAAUCUGUGUUGCAAACACGCUGCGUUUGCUGGUUCAAAUCACCUGCCCAGCUGCUACUGUAGAAAAAGCAGCUAAAUGCAAUUCCCAUAGAUCAGUGCCAUCAUGAACUUCAUUCCUCAAAACAGGACUUUUCAGUGCUGUGUAAUCACACUGUAGUACUUCCACACUUCUGUGAGUCCUUCCCAAGUGAAGCUCAGAUGCCCAAACUUGAGUUGUGGGCUGAUACAAGGUCUGCCUGCUCUAAGGAUGUUUAUAUUAGUUGCCACUAGCUGUGAGUUUAUUGAUUGGAUGGAGGAAUAUUUUGUUGCCUCUUCUGCUACUCUUAAGUUUUCUCAUCUUUCAGGCACCAGGAGACAGAAACUCAAAAGAGGUGGGGAAAAAAAAAAUGUUGUUUAACAAAAGGUGUUAAUGCCUCAUAAAUUAUAACUUCAGCUCCCAAGAUAGCAGUUGGAGUAUAAACACAAGCUCUUAGUAGCUUCAGAAAGUGUGUGGGGGCUGACUCCUAGCUGAAUUCUUAAUUUUCUGCAGUUGAAAUUUGAAGACUUCAACCACUUACUACACAUGUAAAUAAUAGUGAAAAAAGUAAAUGUGACUUGGCACUGCAGAAUAUUAAACCAGGAAUGUGCUUGAUGUGACUUACUUGACACAGCUGUUAACCUUGGUUUCCUUCUUUCCUGGUCAGAAGGAAAUAUGUCAAGCAGUGAAAACCAGGAAUCACUGCAAUGAAAUCCAGCGAGAAUAACUUUAAACAAAAAUGCAGUUAAGAGCUAUACCCACCAGCCACCUUACUAAGUGUUGAAAUAGUUUAAUUAAGUUGAUCAAAAAAGGUGGUAGUCCCUGAACGUUGCAGUGUUUCGAAAAGUUUCUUUCCAUAAUUGAUAACCAUAACUCCAGGGGAUGAGGAGGGAGGAAAUGGGAGCGUCAGAAUUUAAAGCGGUGUUUAAGUAUGGAAAAUGUUUACCAUGUAUGUAAAUGGGAUCCUUAGUAGUGAAAGAUCAUGUGCAAUUGACAAGACUUGGAUUUAUUUUUGAAUGGCAAUACAGAUUGUCAAGGUUGUGUAUAAUUAUAAUAAAUAUAUAAACCGCUACUUGAACCAGAAA
This is a messenger RNA of Lonchura striata (white-rumped munia), 7455 nucleotides long. It is a transcript of the gene HSPA4L, whose product is annotated as heat shock protein family A (Hsp70) member 4 like. NCBI's taxonomy places the organism in Eukaryota, Metazoa, Chordata, Aves, Passeriformes, Estrildidae. Gene Ontology annotation, cellular component: nucleus; cytosol. Gene Ontology annotation, biological process: protein folding. The record is from RefSeq and is a predicted model, not a curated record. Gene Ontology annotation, molecular function: ATP binding; ATP-dependent protein folding chaperone.